AUGUCUAAUAACAACCUUUUAAGAUUUGAUACCUCUUUUUCGUUUUCAACUCCUUCUUCAUCAAGAGCUAGUAGUGUUAUUCCAGAUGAAGAAUAUGAAGAUGUCCCUUCUUCGAUUUCAACACCUUCUUCAUCAAGUGCUGGUAGUGUUAUUCCAUAUGAAGAACCAACCAAUACCGAUUUCCAUCGCCCGACCAAAACCAACGGACCGAAACUUACCCAUCCAACAGUGAUGAUCAAUAAAACGGCCAAAACGGGACAAAUUUCACUUGCCAAGAACAGACGACGAUCUCAGAAUAGAUAUGCCCCAUACUUGAAUUCUCAAUUGGGGGAGAGGGGACGAGUUGUUAACAACGAAAUGUCAGAAGCCUUGUCUUCUCGAUAUACAAAGGAGGUUGGAGAGAAAUUUCUUGGCACCCCGGUAUCUAUACGAGAUAGAAAAGAUUUAAGAAAAUAUAAUACCAGAGUGUGCUUUCUUGAUGGGCUUCAUCAACAUUCCAAGAAUAAAAAGAAGCCGCCCUGCAGAAAUUCUAAAUAUGAUGAUUACAAAUUUCUGCGAUCAACAAUUAACCCCGGUCCAUAUGAAGAUUGUGAAUGGGAGGAAUACAAGUGGAAACCAUUUUCAAAUCCUAAAUUUUCUCCCAACAAAUUGCUUCAAGUCCGCCGUGAUGAACUUAAUAAAUUGCAAAGAGAAAGAGGAAUAUUGGUUUUACCUCCGACUUUCUUAAUGGAUGAUGAUUACUCUUCCGACAUAAUGGAUGAUUACUCUCCCAACAUAAUGGAUGAUUAUUAA
This is a messenger RNA of Diversispora eburnea, 792 nucleotides long. NCBI's taxonomy places the organism in Eukaryota, Fungi, Glomeromycota, Glomeromycetes, Diversisporales, Diversisporaceae. The record is from the annotation of a GenBank genome assembly.